GCAUUGGUUGUCAGAUAACCAACUCUUGUUAUGGUACCUACUUGACAUUGACAUUUUGGAAUCAAAAAAUUGAUGGGCUGGACAUUUUGUUUUCCUUCUUGUGAUUUUUAUUUUCCAUAUUUUCAAGUCUUAUUUCGUUUUUGUGAUCAUGUCUAAUGAUUAUGGUUUCAACAGUGACGAUUCUCCUAAUAAAACCAAUUCGCACUUGCAACUUCCUAGCCCAAUAAUUACUCGACGGAACCGAACUGCGUCGACAUCUGAAAGGGCACUGGGAAAUCCGUUAGAAAGUGGUAAAAUAAAGUCAUUUUGCCGGGAGAAAGGACACGGUUUUGUGACGCCGGAAAAAGGCGGCGAAGAUCUUUUUGUGCAUAUUUCUGAUAUCGAAGGGGAGUUUGUACCAUUGCCUGGAGACGAGGUGAUAUACCGACUUUGUCCCAUUCCCCCCAAGUUUGAGAAGAACCAAGCAGUCCACGUCCGAAUCGUCCACCUCACUCCUGAGAAGCACCUUAAGUGGGACGAGCCUCCACUGUAGCUAUCUACUUUUCUACUAGCAACACAAGAUGUUUAAUCUCGAAAACGUACAUACUAUGCUGAAAUUUAUUCUCUAUUUAUUCUUUUUCUUCUCUCUGACACGUAUCUACAAGUGGUUGUAUAAUUCAUAUACGAAUGAGAACCAGUAACAUAUCUUAAGGCAUCCUAAAAUAUGAGGAUGUGUGGGUCUCGUGGACCUGCUAGCUUUUGUGGAAAUUGGGUUCACUGAGGUUUGACAUACAUUAUGUUGAUAUACUACAUUGUAUUGUGAUUAUAGUUUCCGCAUUAUAAUGGUGAAAUGUGAGCUAAGCUUUUCGAAUUGUGUCCCCUAUCUAUCAAAGAAUAAAUUGAAUUUUAUACGAAUUUAGUUUUAGGAAAUUAAGAUGACUAAUGAAAUAGCCAUAAUGGAGUCAACCUCAAUACCUGAACUUGGUCAAUUAUGCUAUCUACCACAUAUAAUUUCUUAAAUCAUGUUUACACUGAAUUGUGCCGUUAUAAAAGAUGUAACUAACCUUGCAAUGUAGUGAAGUGAUGGUAUGUAAAAUUCUAAUUUCCAUCUAUGGAUGUUUAGGUAAAAUAACAGGGUCUUAUCCUAUCUGGAAUGUAUUUAUAAAGUAUGUUCCAAACUGGGUGAUCAGAGCGCAAAUGUGAAUUAUUCCUAUAUGGUUGAUGAUCUUUGCUUCGACGCUAAUAGGAAAUGUGUGAUUUCCAAGUCUAAUGACAAUAAAUCAAUCAGUAAAUGUAUGUUUACACAAAAAAUAAAAAAAGCUUAACCCACUUGACUUUCAAAUGUAGUCUGCUAGUAAUGUUUUCGCAUAUUGAAGCUGCCAGAAACACAGGUCAUCAACCUUAUUGUAAUAAUAAUUUCAGUUUUAUUCAUUUACUGUAGUACAAACUCUAUUUGGACUUUUGUGGUUCUAUCCGCAUUUUUUUAUUCACCUUGAUCAACUUGCCCUUCUAAAUUCUUGAAUACUAUGAUCAAUCUACAUUUAAAUAGCUAAGAACUAUUUACCUUUACUGAAAAAGAAUUUUUUUAUUCCUAAAAUGGUUAAUAGUUUGAAAACAACAAAUGUAAAGAUGUAACGUCAAAAUAUUGAGAAUAUUUGAAGACGAUAAUAUACACAACAAUUUUGUGCUGUGUGGCCAUUUGUUAUACCAUAUUGUCAGCAUUCAAUGUGUUAUCUCAUGGUUGUAUGUGUUGAUUAUGUAAUACGUCUUAAAUUCAGUAUUGUGAACAAAGUGAGAAGCCAACAUGUGGUGCUAAAUUUUCGAAGGUUUUACCAUCAUAUUAGGGUAAUCAUUUCAGCGAAGGCGAUGGCUUCUUGCAAUAUUAAUUUUAUAUUGUUUGACGAAAUUUGGCCUAAGUCUUAGAAAUAAUGAUUGCAUACUGAAAGAGACUGACAAAAAAACGGUUCUGCUAUUUUCCUCUGGUUCAUUUAAUUUUUUGGAAGUUAAAUAUAAUAUUGAACUAAAAACUUUCUGAGAGCAAUGGUUUUAUGAGCUAGAUGUAUGGUAGCAGGUCCGUCAAUGUCAGUUCUUUUGUUUUUAGUAUUUAUCUUAUCUAGUUAUUAAUUUGAUGUGACUUUUGUAUAGGCCUACCAAGUAGUAGACUAUAAUUUUUGCACAAAUGAAGUGCCCGAUUGUGAUAAAGGUCGAAGAAAAAACUUAUUUUAUAUCACCAUUUUAAAUUGUUUAUACAAUUCGAUGAUAAAAACAAUAAGGAUGUUAAGUGUAACCCCAGCAUUCCAAAUGUAGAAUUUUAACCCAUGUCAUGUAUCUUGAUGUCUACUUUUAUUUUGCCAUGAAUGUCUUGUGUUGCGCGGUUUUUGUAGUUUAUCCUAAUAUUUUUAUGAAGUUUACAUACACGAGCGACACGUUCAAAUAAACUAUACAUAUCACUAACCGCCGGCCUCUGUGUACCCCACAGAGGCCGGCGGAAUAGGCGUCUUAUGUUGCCAGUAAUGUAUAGCAUUACCCAAACGUACCGCUCGUGUAAAUGAACCAUUAGUAUUAAACGUGUAAUCAGUAACGAUUUGCCAUGCUUAAUUUAGUUUAUGAUAGCAGUAUUAGGUUACGCGGUAAUAAAACUAAAUAUGUGUAAGCAA
Molecule: messenger RNA, 2636 nt
Organism: Plodia interpunctella (Indianmeal moth)
Lineage: Eukaryota; Metazoa; Arthropoda; Insecta; Lepidoptera; Pyralidae
Exons: 3
Coding region: 149-532 (127 amino acids)
Biological process (GO): regulation of mRNA stability
Cellular component (GO): cytoplasm
Molecular function (GO): mRNA 3'-UTR binding
Source: RefSeq, a predicted model, not a curated record